AUGGCUUCUGUCAGACCCAUAUUAGUUAUUGUCAGUGGUUGCAUUAUGAUAUUGGCUUUUAUACUUUACGUCGUCAGUAAUGCUCUACCAGAAUGGGGUGUAAGUGAAUCUCAAUCGGAAAAAGCCACUAUAGGUCUAUGGCGUGCAUGUAUAUCGAUUAAUGGACCAACACAAUGUGGAUAUAUCAUAUCAGACUGUAAAUUAUAUAGGGGUCAAGCUAUUCAAAGAUGCCACAAAAUGAUGGCAGCUAGAGUAUUUGUAACAAUUGCUUGCAUUCUAUCAGCACUAUCUGCAGUGUGCAUUUUCACAUAUAUCAUUAUAAAAACAGAUGCGAAUCAAAUUAUAUUUAUGAUCAGCAAAGUUCUUCCAAUUUUAUCGUUUAUUGCUGGCGCUAUUGGACUAGCUGUCGGUAUUGCUUUUAUCACACCCUCAGAUAGCAUUAAAUUAAGUAGUGCCACAUUUGUUGAUAUUGUUGCUGUGACUAUAAAUGUAAUUGGCGCUAUUUUAACUGUAUUGAUUCGAUGA
Rotaria socialis is the source of this 525-nucleotide messenger RNA. Lineage: Eukaryota; Metazoa; Rotifera; Eurotatoria; Philodinida; Philodinidae. The record is from the annotation of a GenBank genome assembly.